Grosmannia clavigera kw1407 is the source of this 801-nucleotide messenger RNA. RefSeq lists its product as uncharacterized. Lineage: Eukaryota; Fungi; Ascomycota; Sordariomycetes; Ophiostomatales; Ophiostomataceae. The record is from RefSeq and is a predicted model, not a curated record. The coding region runs from base 1 to 801 and encodes 266 amino acids. Gene Ontology annotation, molecular function: N-acetyltransferase activity. The transcript has a single exon.
AUGCGUGUGAACAUUGUAGGCUACAGAUACAAGCUUCCGGUACGAUGGAGAUUGCCCGGACUGCGCAACGACCUAAUGGCCACCUGCGAGGAGGCCGUGGCGCGCGUGGUCCUUCGGCAUCCCCAUAUGCAUGUCGGCAUCACGGGAGAGCACACCAGGAACCCACACUGGGUGCGUCUCCGUGAACUAGAUCUGAACAAUCACAUAAACUGGACUUUAAUCACUCCGAGAGCAAUUGAUUAUCAGAAAGCUUUAGGCAGCGUGGUAGGCCAAGAGCUAGACACCAGGUUUGCCGACUACCAGAACGUGCCGCGCUGGAGGCUCAGGAUUUUGCACCAGGAGGGUGAAGAUUCGAUCGACAUUCUCUUUUCUUUCUGCCACAUUGCAGUAGACGGUUCCAGCGUCAAAAUGUUCCACAGAGAGCUGCUCCAGAGCCUUCGCGGUGGUUCAGAGGCCGCCGGCGAAAUCAAUGUUAAAGAUCAUAUCCUAGUACUUCCAGAGGAUUCCACCACAACUUUCAGUCCCCCCGCAGAGAAUCUCGUGCAGUUUCCCGUUGACCUAAAAGCAUUGGUCUACUACUGGCAGAACGAGGUCGAGAUUUCGACAGCAGCAUAUCCGAAGAAGCCAAGACAAGCCCAUUGGGCCCCCAUCCAGACAACACCGUACAAAACGCAGAUCCGGUCCAUCUACAUCCCUGGCGAUGCUUUAUCCAGGCUCAUCGCUGCCUGUCACCACCAGAAGACUACGAUGACGGGCCUGCUACAUGCGCUCGCUGCUGUUUCCCUUGCGCGCCUCUCCUAG